Messenger RNA from Arabis nemorensis, 537 nucleotides. NCBI's taxonomy places the organism in Eukaryota, Viridiplantae, Streptophyta, Magnoliopsida, Brassicales, Brassicaceae. The record is from the annotation of a GenBank genome assembly.
AUGGACUUAGCCAUUUACCAUUCUCUAGGGACAAGUUGUGUGGUUCUCCUUGGACUUUUCGCGAGUGGAGAGUGGAAAACAUUGCCAAGUGAGAUGGGAAACUACAAACUGGGGCAAGUUUCAUAUGGACAAACGAAGUCCGGUCAGUAUCAGCCAAACAGCAGGCGUUAUUUUCCUUCACUUACCAGUUCAGCAGGGAAAAGAACCAAAAAUCCAAUAGACCAGGACAAACGAAGUCCGGUCAAUAUCAGCCAAACAGCAUUAUCUCACUCAAACACGUACAGACGGUGGCUCCGGAUAGCUCUGCCAGUCAGUUGCUACAAUUCUGCGCAGACUAUAUACUAUGACAACGGAGGAAACAGCAAAUGGCUAGCAACAGCGGUUCAGCUUGUAGGCUUUCCUGUUCUGCUUCCAUACUACCUCUUGUUAUUCAAAACACAUACAACAACUCAUAAAGAUGCCGAAACAGCCUCUCCUUGGAACCGUGUAUCGGUUUACGUAGUGCUUGUAGGAGCAGACUACUUGUUCUUCCUUUAG